This is a messenger RNA of Conger conger (European conger), 3243 nucleotides long. Its product is annotated as zinc finger and SCAN domain-containing protein 22-like. NCBI's taxonomy places the organism in Eukaryota, Metazoa, Chordata, Actinopteri, Anguilliformes, Congridae. The record is from RefSeq and is a predicted model, not a curated record. Gene Ontology annotation, biological process: regulation of transcription by RNA polymerase II. Gene Ontology annotation, molecular function: DNA-binding transcription factor activity; RNA polymerase II cis-regulatory region sequence-specific DNA binding. The transcript is spliced from 4 exons. The coding region runs from base 879 to 2492 and encodes 537 amino acids.
CAACAGCAAGAAUCUAUGGACCCAACAAUCCAGGCUGGUGGCGGUGGUGUAAAUGUGUGGGGAAUGUUUUCUUGACACACUUUGGGCCUGUUAAUACCAAUCAAUUAUUGCUUGAAUGCCACAGCCUAUUUGAGUAUUGUUGCUGGCCAUGUGCAUCUUUUCAUGGCCACAAUGUACUCAUUUUUGAAUGGCUACUUCCAGCAUGAUAAUGCACCAUGUCACAAAGUCAUCUCAAACUGGUUCCAUGAAUAUGACAAUCAGUUUAGUGUUCUUCAGUGGCCUUCCCAAUGACCGUAUCUGAAUCCAAUAGAACAGGUUUGGGAUGUGGUAGAACAGGAGAUUCGCAGCAUGAAUGUGAAGCUGAGAAAUCAGAAGUGGAGUGAUGCAAUCAUGUCGACACGGAACAGAAUCUCAAAGUAGUUUUCAACAUUUUGCGGAAUUCAUGAUACAAAAAAUUGACGCUGCUUUGAGAGCAAAGGGAGGCCCUACCCAGUAUUAAUAUAGAGUUUCUAAUAAAGUGCUCACUGAGUGAUUUUUCCCUAUUCGUGUAUUCGCGUUCAGUUCACCAGUGCAACGGCAGCCUCCUCUAACUGGCUUCAUGCGCCAUUGAGCAGCUCCCGUAGGAACCGGUAAGCGGAGCUGUCUCUAGUACUAGUACGAUCUCGAUGGUCUCCAAAUCCUAGAUACUCUACGGUCACCUCCUGUGUUGUUUAUCAACCCUUCCGGGUACUGGUUUGGUUGUGUUGUCUGUAGAUAAGGAGAUACAGCAUGACUCCCAGCCGAACAUUAUAUUUUAGCGUUUAAAUUGCCGUUGAACACUGCAACAGUGUAAAACAGGAAGGGCUAUAAAAGGCAUACACCUGUCAGGUUUUCGGACAAUGUGUGAUUCUAUAGCUUUCCACUCGCAGCUAGCUGCCAUCAUUGAUGUUUUGGCAAAGUCUGCCGUUGCAGAAAUAUGCCAAAUCGUAGACGACGGUUACGCACUUCUGCGCUUGGAAGUCUCUCAAAGUCAGAAGCAGAAUGAGGCUUUGAGAAGGAGGUUGCGGUUGAUGGAGCAGAGGGUUUCUCGAGGGUUGAUCCAGGUUGAGCGAGUCGGAGUGCAAGAGGACUUCGUAAAUAAUCGCACUCGAGUCCAGAUUUUAGAAAGAUCCAAGAAAAUAACAGAGGAUUGUUUCCUAACUGAAGAGGGACCGCUUGGGAAAGAGGCGAAUAUCACACCGUGGAGGGAUGGAGAGCUGGCAGCCGAGCACGAGGAACGCUCUCUUGAGCAGCCUAACGUCACGAGUCCGGUACAGCCAGUCGAGGUUGAGUUGCCGAAGCCCAAACUAUCCUUUAUUAAAGAGGAGAAACCUGAAGAGGAUACGAGUAACGUCUUCCCUCCAGGAGCUGUGGAGUGGAGGGCAGGCAGCAGGGAAAAGCGUCCCGUUCAGGAAACGCAGAAUAAAGCAGCGAAUCACACAGAGGAGCUCACUGAGCAGCACAGGACCAGACGCGGUGUUUGGGAGGUCAGUGGACUGGAAUCUGCUCUCAAAGCAGAGGGACAGAGCGAGUGUGUGGAGACGCUCCAACACAGGGGAGCUGAACACAGGGCAGGAGGACUCAACAGUCUGGACUCUGAGUUUGUCAUGUUUGAAAGGCCAGGCCAACUGGGGUCUUACUGGACACAUGAAAAUGUGGAAGUUGGGGGUGAAAAUCCAUCAGAAAUGAACUCCGAGCCCCAGCUGGCUCACAUAACCAAGGGCGCAGUGGGGAAAAGCCUGUCCUCUUCAGCAUCGCAACAAGAGAAACCAGAAGCUGUAACAGUGGACUCUGUACCAGUCAAAAUGGAGGACACAGUGCAGACUCAGUCCCUCUGGACCAUGGAGUCUCACUCAGGAGUGUUUGAGACCCAGCGGAGAGGCAGCGUGUGUGCACCAUAUACAGCAGUGACCGUCAGAGAGAACCUGGCACUGCCACACCCCGAUCAGCCAGACCCGAAUGCAUGUGUGUCCUAUGGAAAUAAUCUUUUCCCAUCGGAAGGUCCAAUGGCCGUCGGAGCAACAGGAGCCAGAAAGGAAAGGCACGUGUGUAAAUAUUGUGGGAAGACUUGCAGUCGAGCCAGCGAUCUGAAAGUGCACCAGAGGGUUCACACAGGAGAGAAACCGUUCAGUUGCACACUGUGUGGAAAAAGGUUCAGUCAGUCGUGUAGCCUUAAAAAACAUGAAAUUGUCCACACUGGAGAAAAGCCAUUCGGCUGUCUUCAGUGUGGAAAGCAGUUUUCUGAUUCAAGCAAUCUUAGGAAACACAGGAGUAUUCACACAGGCGAGAGACCGUUCAGCUGCUCACUGUGUGGGAAGAGUUUCAAGCAGUCAUGUUAUCUGAAAAGUCAUAUGAGGAUCCACACUGGGGAGAAAUCACUGAGCUGUGCCUAUUGUGGGAACUUAUUUGCUUCAAAGUACAGUCUUAAAUUACAUCAGCUGAAAAAUCAUAUGGCUCCAUAUUCUGUACAGUGAGACUCUAGAACUGUAUAUUUUUUAAUAUAAAUAUUUAAUUCAGGAAAGAAGUACUGGCCUCUUACUGAUGUUAAAUGCCCAAAUGUUAUUCCAGUUCACAAAAAAUACAUAUUUGUCUGCAAUUUCCCUUGUAUGUAGUUUGUGCAUAAUCAGCAGAUUUUCUUUGGUUGGUAUAUUUAAAGGAAGACUGCGUCUAAAAUGGAAUUUCUCUUUGCCUGAGCACAGUGUACAUUGAAACCGUCUGUCCCUACAUCUGUGGUGACUGGACAGUCACAAUUUUAACACUCAAAUCCCAGAGUUCCAUUCUAAACAAAGCUGUCACUAGGAGUCACAUGGUUAUUAUUUUAGAAGAGAAUAGAAAUGUUGGGGGGGAGAUUGUUACCAUUAUUUUAAUUAAGAGAAUCAUUUUAUGUUAUUGUACCCUUGCUUUGUCUUUUUUGCUUGUUGUAAGCCAUUAGUGUUAUAUUAACCCCCAGAAUUACUGACUGUAAAGUACACUACAUUUGGAUAAAGAAAAAUGUUCCGUUAACUUUCUCAUCCAGUGUACUCCGGUCAACCAGCUACCAACUGUUUCAAAACCUAGUAUGAGCUUCUUCUUUUUUUUCUCUCCCAGCAACUUGUGCACCAUAAUGCACAAGGACAAGGAUUUUUAUUUUUCAUUUAAAAAAACGGGUGAAAAUCAAUGCAAAUUUCCAGGAUAAAUAUUUAAUUUUAGUUUUAAACACUGUCCUUUAUUUGAACUGUAGACUUG